Molecule: messenger RNA, 903 nt
Organism: Vollenhovia emeryi
Lineage: Eukaryota; Metazoa; Arthropoda; Insecta; Hymenoptera; Formicidae
Exons: 2
Coding region: 1-903 (300 amino acids)
Source: RefSeq, a predicted model, not a curated record
AUGGGGAAACUCUACCUCAAUUCCUCACUUUCAUCAACUCCCAACAUCCCAACAUCCAAUUCACAAUGGAGACCGUUCCUGGAUGUCCUGGUCCGUAGGAACGAAGACGGCACCCUAAGCCACGUCUACCGCAAACCAACGCACACGGACCGAUACCUCCACGCAAACUCCCACCAUCACCCCGCCCAAAAGAAUUCGGUAAUCAGCUCUCUAGUCUACAGAGCACUCUCCAUCUCGGAACCAGCCGCCCUAAACGGAGAGCUAAACCACCUUCACCGAACCCUGACCAGGAACGGAUACAGCAGCAGAAACAUCAACCGUACCAUCAAUAAGCUGACCAACAAGGAAUCCGGCCAGAACAACACCACGACACCAGAGACAGAGAAAGAGAAGAUUAAGGCAGUAGUACUCCCAUACGUCAGAGGCACCACGGACCGCAUCAGCAGAAUCCUGAGCAAACACAACAUCAAAGCGAUUUUCAAGCCUUGCAACAAGCUCUCACAAAUGCUCCCCAAUCCCAAGGACCGGAGACCCCCUUUGACAGCCCCAGGGGUUUACAAGGUCCCAUUCUCCUGCGGCAAAGUGUACAUAGGAGAAACCGGGAGGAAGAUUAGUACACGAAUCAAAGAACACCAGCGAUGUACCAAAUACGGCCACUUCUCACAAUCAGCUCUAGCCGAACACAAGAUCGAGACCGGACACGCAAUCCAGUUCGACAAAGCCACCAUGCUGGCCCCGUCCCAAAGCUAUUUCGCACGGAAACACCGCGAAGCCUUGCAACAAGCUCUCACAAAUGCUCCCCAAUCCCAAGGACCGGAGACCCCCUUUGACAGCCCCAGGGGUUUACAAGGUCCCAUUCUCCUGCGGCAAAGUGUACAUAGGAGAAACCGGGAGGAAGAUUAG